This is a messenger RNA of Ooceraea biroi (clonal raider ant), 1572 nucleotides long. RefSeq names its product STAGA complex 65 subunit gamma. Gene Ontology annotation, molecular function: protein heterodimerization activity; transcription coactivator activity. NCBI's taxonomy places the organism in Eukaryota, Metazoa, Arthropoda, Insecta, Hymenoptera, Formicidae. The record is from RefSeq and is a predicted model, not a curated record. Gene Ontology annotation, cellular component: SAGA complex.
AUGCGAUUUAUGUUAUGUCCGAGUAGCAAAGUGAUUAGGAGACAUUAACAUAAUGGAGUUAUUAUAUUGAUAUAAUUGAUGUCACUUUGCUACUUGACUGUUAUAUAAAUAUUGAUCGUCAAAUGAAUAACGUAACAGAGUUUUAUAUAUUCUUUUAAGUACCAUGAAGUCCAGUAAAAGUUUAGCGAAUGGUGGCUUGUGGGGCGAACUGCCAGCACGAGAGACACUCAAGCAAGAAAUAAUAACGCCAGACCUGAUAGAAAAUAUCUGGCGACAAGUCCUGGAUGACACUAAUAACACUGACUGUGAUUAUCGGAUUGACCGACAACCCGAGUACUUACAACUGCCUAUGGGAAACCUACAUGUAUUGAACACUAUAAAUUUUCAUCAGCAAUUACGCGCAAUGGAAGAGGGAACUGUGCUUGGGAACAUGACUGUCAUAGAGUCGCAGGACACAAAAGCUGUGGCACAUUCCAAGAGUCCAUUUCACUUUUUACCUUUCCAUAAACCAAAGGGAGAUACAUUUAAGGAUGCCUCUACUGUACAUCACCUAACACCGCAAACUGCGCGAAAUCUGUUGAAACAUUCUGUGACUAUCCUGCUAGCUCACAUCGGGUUUGAGAAUUCAUCGGACGUAGCUAUAGAAACCCUCACUGACAUCACGGACCAUUUCCUGAGGCGGAUGACCCUGUUGCUGAAAGCGGCAGUUGAACAGAGCAAUGGAUUUCCUGACGCUAUGGAAAGGGUACUGCUCGAGACAGGCGUGGGUGGAUUGGCAGCGCUCCACGAUUACUAUCAGGAAUACGUCCUGAAGUACGAAGAGAACACGCGGAAGAAGGUCGAGGAGAUGAUGGAGAAACAGAGGCAACUUGAACUUAAUCCUUGUAGUACUAAGAUGGUCCUAGACGAGGCGGCCAGCAAGUUGCAAUUCGAAGAGCUGGACGAGUUCGGCAACGUGUACAGGGAAGUGCCAACGUUGCAACUGCUCGAUCCCGAGAUGGGCUUCCCGCCCAGUUUGGACGCCGGCUUCCAAAUGCUGUACAGCCUCGAACAGGAUGAUGCUUCCAGAUUGAACAAUAUAGAAGUGGAAGAGGAGGAGGUGAAUGUGAGCGAUUCGCCAAAUACGGGGCAACAAUCGAACGUAUCUCUAGAUAAAAAAAGAUAUUGAAACUCCCUGUACGGUGUAUUUUUGCCUUCGCGAUAGGCUUACGUCUUAUUUUAAUAUUAUUCGUCUCCCUAAAGAUGAUAUUCACGGAUUCGUGCGUUCAUUUUAGACUUUGAAAUUUAAUUGGCAAAGAAUAAGUUUUUGUAACAAAAGAGCAAACCUACUGAUAGAGCAAAAAGUCCUCGGUGGAUAUUCGAGAAUUUAUUUUAUUUAGAAUUUAUUCUACAGUUUACAUUUUAUUUCAUAAAUAUUCGUGAGGUAAUAUCGAUAAGGUAGGGAAUAUUAUAGUAAAAAAAUAUAUAUCAUAAAUCUUGUAAAAUAUUAUUGGUACAAAUAUACAGUAAAAUAGAGCAUCUAUAAUUUAACAUGACAUCAUGAUUAAUGAAUAAAAAAACACUGAUUAGCGA